Coregonus clupeaformis (lake whitefish) is the source of this 3553-nucleotide messenger RNA. RefSeq names its product protein mono-ADP-ribosyltransferase TIPARP-like. The coding region runs from base 252 to 2372 and encodes 706 amino acids. Gene Ontology annotation, molecular function: NAD+ poly-ADP-ribosyltransferase activity; zinc ion binding. NCBI's taxonomy places the organism in Eukaryota, Metazoa, Chordata, Actinopteri, Salmoniformes, Salmonidae. The transcript is spliced from 7 exons. The record is from RefSeq and is a predicted model, not a curated record.
GUUCCCUGCAACAGCUGCCUCGAUCCACCACAGGAGUCGGCGGAACUGAGCCCAGUGGAGAACGACAGACAGCCGGUUUGUCACGCAUUGCCACAGCACCGAACCAUCAGGCCAAACGCAGAUCGCCUAGGACGACAUAUCUAUACAUUCAUGACCGGACAAGGAUUACGUUGCGAAGAAGAUAACAGCACGGAAGAGAGAGAACGGAUUAUACGCAGGACUGUCGGGUUUUAGGAGUGCCCCUGGCCACCAUGGAUAAAACUUUGCAUAUCUUGCAGAAACCGACAGCCUCAACCGAUAAGGUCCUGGACGGUGGAACGGGACUCGCUCUGGAUAUGAGUAUGAGGGACCGGGAAUUCACGGAACAAUCGAUUAGACUUACCGAUAAAAUCCCGUUAGUGAAGCCCUAUUUCAAAAAGAAAAAAGGACAGAGGAAACUGGACUCAAAAUGCCUCCGUGCGCUCCAGGACCCUAUCCUGACCACAUUACUGAGUACAGAUGCACUUGUUACUGGAGACGGGGUGUUUGUUCCCCGGAACCCUCCGGCAAGGACAGCGGGGAACCUGUGCACUGCGGCGGUGGUCAAACAGGCACGGAUUGGUGGGCCUGUGUGCCUGAAAGACUCGGGAGCAACCGGUGUAACGGCUAUGAUUACCGGCGACACGGACACAGAAAUGGCGGACACCGCCGCCGAGUUGGAGGAGACCGAGAGUGGGGUAACCAAGGUGCCGGUAGAUCUCCAGCGCGUGACAAUAGACACUAACGAGCGCAGAUUCCAGCUCAAAUGUACCCCUCGGGCACGCGACGUGGUGGCGGCACCCCCCACACCAGAUACCCCUCUAGUAACCCCUCCAAGCCAGGGGGGCAACACGAUGUCUGACCUCUUCGCCUCUAAAGCCUUGCGGGGGCCAGAUUGUCUCACCAUCAAAUACAGUAUGAACACCCCCAGUCUUCAGGCCGACAAAAGCGAGAUAUUUCAGGAUAAAAGCGAAGAGGCCUCCCUGGAUCUAGUUUUUGAACUGCUAACCCAGCUCCAGUACCACACACACCAAGCCGACGCGGUUUCGAUCUGCGUGGAUUUCCUGCAGGGAUUGUGUGUGUACGGGAGUGACUGUGCUUACCACCAUACUGUGCUGCCCUACCACUGGCAGAUCCGCAGGAGUGAUACUCAAAACUGGCAAAGCGUGGCGGAUGAUUCGCAGGAACAGUUGGAGAGGCUUUACUGCAAUCCGGAUCAUGAUCAAAUCAGGCUAAAAUUUCAGGGUCGUGUGUUUUCCUUAGAUUUCAGUGCCAUGCGUGUAUGUGACCUGGAGUUCGACCGCGUCAGACGGUUGACCACUCCCUCCAGCCCUGCUGCCCCGCCCCUAAACACAAACCCCGCCCCUAACUGCCACACAGUGUGGAAAUACUACUGCAGAGACAACUUCGGCUGGAGAGAAUACUCUGAGCCGGUGGUUCGUCUGAUAGAGGAGGCUAGUGGUCGUGGUCUGAAGGAGGUCCGUUUCAUCACCCUCCAGAACCAGUACAUCCUCAACAUCAGAGAGGGCUUCCAGCAGAACGCCGUGUUCGGCUUCAGACGCCAGAUCAAGAAACGACCGCUCUUCCUCUCCUCCGUUGUCCUCGCGCCACAUCUACAGACUCUCGGUGGCCUCUGCUCCUCCUCCUCCUCCUCCUCCUCCUCCACUCUGGAUCUGUCCGUGUCUCUCCCUCUCUCUCCCACCUUCACCAACCCUCCCAGCGUAUUCCCAGAGACCUGGUUACCCAUGACGACCAGCCAGGACUUCCUGCAGGUUCCGGUAUCCCGUGACGACCGGAGCUAUCGGACCGUCUACACCCUCUUCCACAAGACCGUGUCCGAAACCAAGUUCCGCAUCCUGAAGAUCCUCCGCGUCCAGAACCCCUUCCUCUGGGAGAAAUACAAGCGGAAGAAGGAGUACAUGUCUCGUCGUCUCUCGGAGAUGGACAGGAUGCUGAGCGAGCGCCACCUGUUUCACGGCACAUCCACUGAGGUGGUGGAGGGCAUCUGCAAACACAACUUUGACCCGCGUGUCAGUGGCAAACACGCCACCAUGUUCGGACAAGGCUCCUACUUCGCCCGCAAGGCCGUCUACUCCCACAACUUCUCCAAGCGCUCGCCUAAAGGGGUCCACUGCAUGUUCCUGGCCAAAGUCCUCACUGGCAGGUUUACAGUGGGGAACCCCUCCAUGCGGCGGCCGCCCCCACUCAGCCCCCGGGACCCCUCCAGUGACCUGUACGACUCCUGUGUAGACAACUGGGUGGACCCUCAGAUCUAUGUUAUCUUCAAUGAUGACCAGAGCUACCCCUACUUUAUCAUCCAGUACGAAGAGGUUCCCAGUACUGUGGCUAUCUGACAUUAUAGCAGACAGAACCAAACCCAGUUCUGUGGCUAUCUGACAUUAUAGCAGACAGAACCAAACCCAGUACUGUGGCUAUCUGACAUUAUAGCAGACAGAACCAAACCCAGUACUGUGGCUAUCUGACAUUAUAGCAGACAGAACCAAACCCAGUUCUGUGGCUAUCUGACAUUAUAGCAGACAGAACCAAACCCAGUACUGUGGCUAUCUGACAUUAUAGCAGACAGAACCAAACCCAGUAACGUGGCUAUCUGACAUUAUAGCAGACAGAACCAAACCCAGUACUGUGGCUAUCUGACAUUAUAGCAGACAGAACCAAACCCAGUAACGUGGCUAUCUGACAUUAUAGCAGACAGAACCAAACCCAGUACUGAGGCUAUCUGACAUUUAUAGCAUACAGAACCAAACCCAGUACUGUGGCUAUCUGACAUUAUAUCAGACAGAACCAAACCCAGUACUGUGGCUAUCUGACAUUAUAGCAGACAGAACCAAACCCAGUUCUGUGGCUAUCUGACAUUAUAGCAGACAGAACCAAACCCAGUACUGUGGCUAUCUGACAUUAUAGCAGACAGAACCAAACCCAGUACUGUGGCUAUCUGACAUUAUAGCAGACAGAACCAAACCCAGUACUGUGGCGAUCUGACAUUAUAGCAGACAGAACCAAACCCAGUACUGUGGCUAUAUGAGAACAGACCGAACCAAACCAGAGCUACCCCAUACUUCAUCAUCAGUAUGAAGAGUUAACCAGUACUGUCAACAUCUGAGACCUAUUGGUUACUCCCAUCGUCCACAGCAGCUUCCGUCUGUAUGCUGUUGGUUUGAAGCCCUUAAACUGGGCAGUGGAUGGCGUUUCAUUUGGACCCAAUGCUGUGUGAAUGGAUAUUUGCCUUGGUGUUUGCCAUUUUGGAUCCCCAUCGGGACUGAACAGUGGACAGUGUCACUGAGACUCAAUGCUGGAGUAACCACAUAACGUUUCUGUUUAAAACCUAACCCCCUACGACCCCCAUCUCUCUCUCUAAGACCACUCUCUCUCUGAGGGAAGAUAUGUUUGCCGAGAUGAUAAGCUGUACAUACGUUCUCCUUGUUUAUAUUUGAACUGUGUGCCUUUUGUUCAUAAAUGUUUAUUUAUGUUUGUUAAUGUAACAUUGAGUAAAUAAAGAAUCUUAAAGAGAAAAUCA